Olea europaea var. sylvestris is the source of this 1583-nucleotide messenger RNA. RefSeq lists its product as uncharacterized. The transcript is spliced from 2 exons. Lineage: Eukaryota; Viridiplantae; Streptophyta; Magnoliopsida; Lamiales; Oleaceae. The record is from RefSeq and is a predicted model, not a curated record. Bases 65 to 1057 code for a protein of 330 amino acids.
GUGUUCUUCGAGAUCCAAUCUUCCAUCAAGAAAUCUUCCUUCUCUAUUCGUUUCAAUCUUUUCCAUGGCAAAUGCCUGGAGAAGAAAUCAACCUAUAAAAAUCUUGACACCGAAAAAUCUUCUCCUCUUUGUCUCCACUUCCCUUCUCCUCCUCGCGUUUUUUUACCUCUCUUCUCAGACCCCUCAAAACCCCAUAAUAUCUGCAAAGCACCUCAAGAAAAAUCCCACUUUUAAUGGAAAUUCAGUUAUUGAAAGACCCAUAAAGCCGUUUGAUUGCUAUAACAGUCCUCAAGCACACCCCGUUUUUGCCAACAUUGUUGAAGGACUGAAGUACCCUUUUUUGUAUUCGCUCGCAGAUUUUGGAAAUUUGACGGAAAAGCCUCACAAGAACAUUGUUAGGACGCUAAAAGGUAAGCCCUUCAGGAGGCCUGAUAUUUCAGCCACGGUGCAGGAGGUGUUGGAGAAGAUGAAAGGAGAGGAGGGCAGAACGGGGAUUUUCGUGGAUGUUGGGGCUAAUGUGGGAAUGGCGAGCUUUGCUGCUGCUGUCAUGGGUUUCAAAGUGUUGGCAUUUGAGCCUGUUUUUGAGAAUUUGCAGAGGAUUUGUGAAGGGAUUUACUUCAAUAGAGUGGGGGAAUUGAUAGAGGUCUUUGAGGCCGCCACAUCUGAUCACUCGGGGAAUAUAACAUUUCAUAAGUUGGUUGGUCGGCUCGACAAUAGUGCAGUUUCAUCUGUUGGUGCAAAAAUGGCUUUUAAGUCAAAUGAAGAGAUUGCACUUCAAGUCAGAUCUAUUCCCCUCGACGAAGUGAUAAAAGAGUCAGAGCCCGUUCUCUUGCUUAAAAUAGACGUUCAAGGCUGGGAGUAUCACGUGCUUAAGGGAGCGACGAAGUUGUUGUCAAGAAAGAAAGGUGAAGCCCCUUACUUAAUAUAUGAAGAAGAUGAACGCUUAUUGCAAGCGAGCAACAGUAGUGCCAAAGAGAUCCGGGAAUUUCUUCAGAGUGUGGGCUAUCAUCAAUGCACUCAGCAUGCUACUGAUGCGCACUGCAUCAAAACAAAUUGACAUUUUCGUUCUUUCUGAAAUGAAAUGACGGAAGAAGAAUAAUCUUACAUAUCGCAGUUCUCAGUAUGCUGUUGAAUGGUCAUUAUCGAUUGAGAUUUUUCCUGAACCAUGUGGUUUGAAUUGCUGGAGGAACUCGUGACGCUGGCUGUUGAUGUAAGUUUUUAGUUCAGGUUGAGGACUGUACAGCUGGGGUUUUUGGAUUUUGUAGAGGUUUGCGACACAAGGUAGCAGUAAUUGCCUUCUUUAUUUCUUCCUGAUCUUGAAGACCAUUGGAUCUUUUAUCCAUUAUUGGUGUUUUAACAUUAAGGAUUUAGACUUUGUUUGGGUGAUGCUUUUUUGCUCAUUUUUAGAAGAAAUAUAGCCGUUGCAAAAUGAAAGUUGCGAGAUAAAAAUCAAGAAAAGGGCCAAGUGGGGCCCAUAAACACUAACAUUUCUUCUAAAAAUGAGGUGGAAAAUGGCAAACAAACAGGCACUAAGUUAUUAUGGAUAUUUUCAUUUCAUGUAUGGAGGUAUGCGUUUUAUACUC